AAUCAAGAAAGUAACUCUCAAACUCCAGGGCUAUUUGCUCUCUUCUGGUCUCUGCCUCCGUCUUGCUCACCCCCCUAUCCGCCGCGCCUCCAAGCCCCACCCACCGUCGGCGUCUUCCUCCCUCGCCUUCGCCGCCUGGCAUGAGGACGGGGCGGCCCAAGAUCGGCGACCGGGCGACGAGCGACGUGGUGGUGCGGCUCCGGACGCCGGAGGGCCGCGACGAGUGGCUCUACUGCCACUCCGCCGUCCUCGCCGCCGGCAGCACCUACUUCGCCGACCGCCUCUCCGACUCCUGGCCGACGUGCCAGAUCCUCGGCUCGCGCUACUGCGUCGAGGUCUACUGCCAGGAGCCCGAUCUCAGCUCCCACGUCAACGUGCUCCGCCUCCUCUACGCUGCCGAGCCCUGCUCCCGCUUCGGCGUCCGCGGCGCGCUCGGCGUCCUCCAGGCCGCCGUGCACCUCGGCUGCAGCCAGAUCACCGCCGCGUGCGCUGGCUACCUCGAGUCCGCCCCCUGGGACGAGGCGGACGAGGAGGAGAUACUGAGGGCCGUCCCCUGCCUCGGCCCACAGUAUGACUGCAUCCUUGCGCGUCUCCGCCCGAUUGAUCCAGCGCCGGUGACCAGCAUCUUCCUCUCGGCCUUCCGGCACGCAACGCGCCCGUCGGCAGCCGGGCCGGCGCGGGAGCUCAAAUCUGCAGCUCAGGAGCAGCUGGAGUACAUGCUCACCGAAGACGACGACGCGCCAUUGCUAGCCCUUGACAACGACAAUGUGAAGUCUCAAGUGAAGGAUUGUGUUACAGGUUUACUGAGUAGGUUCAGUGAUUUCAUGAGUUCUAUCCUGACGAAAAAAAAGGAGGUGCCUUUAGGCGACUAUGGCGAGCUUCAGCAGGAGUUGCUUUCUUAUGUUUGUGACGUCUCCUGGGUCUGUCAGGUCUUGAGCAAGCUCGAGAUGAUGAAGUGCCUCGUUCUCUACUGGGUUGGAGUGUCCUCCGAUGUCGUUGAAGCUGUCGAGGCAGUUUGCACGGGGUUCGACUGUCUGAAGACCAGGCUGAAGGUGGUAGAGGUGUCUGCAAAGGUCCUGGAGGCAGUUGCAUUUGGCAAUAUUGUCCUUGCAACUGAGAAGCGUCAUCAUGCGGUGAAUGUUUGGAUUGGCUUUGCAGGAAGAACGAAGUCUUUGGUUGAUCAGGCUGAUCGUGAUGAUGAUGGCAACGCUGAGACACCAAAUGUGAACUUGGACAGCGAGGUCUGGCAGGGUCUAGAAUCAGCAAUUGUUUCGAUUGUACUAACACUGCCGUCAAAUAUUCAAGCUGAGAUUUUGUCAGAGUGGCUUCAGUCGAAGCAUGUUAGAUAUCCCGACUUGACAGAGGCUUUUGAAGCCUGGUGUUAUAGAUCAAAGGUUGCAAAAAGAAGGCUAUCUUUCUUGAGCAACAUUGAUCGGGUAUCUUGAUUCUGAACUUGUUCAAGCACUCUGUGGAAAAUGCCUUCUUUCCCAUCUGUAUGCCGUGUAUAGUUUUUAUCAGCAACAAGGUUAGCCGGUAAGGUUCAAGCUGGAGUGGACUCUGAGGCUUAUCAUAGAUAAGAUCGAUCAUCUGCCUUUCACUGAAACAA
Messenger RNA from Phragmites australis (common reed), 1606 nucleotides. RefSeq names its product BTB/POZ domain-containing protein At3g05675. Gene Ontology annotation, molecular function: protein binding. Lineage: Eukaryota; Viridiplantae; Streptophyta; Magnoliopsida; Poales; Poaceae. The transcript is spliced from 2 exons. Bases 141 to 1445 code for a protein of 434 amino acids. The record is from RefSeq and is a predicted model, not a curated record.